Meloidogyne enterolobii is the source of this 435-nucleotide messenger RNA. The record is from the annotation of a GenBank genome assembly. NCBI's taxonomy places the organism in Eukaryota, Metazoa, Nematoda, Chromadorea, Rhabditida, Meloidogynidae.
GGAAAGCAGGUUGAUAUAUAUGACGGUCAAAAAGGCGAAGGAAGUGGUGAACGUGGUUCUCGAGAUUUCCCUAUGUCUAGCAGAUUAAAAAUGAGAGGAGAUGGAAAAUCAAACAUAGAAGUGCCUUUUCAAGAAACGGCCGCUCAAAGGGAACAGAACAUCAAUGGAACUACUACAAAAGAAGAAAUUCAGAAGCUCAUUAAUAGUUUAAAUAAAUCUCUUCAGGCUAAUCGUCGAAAAAAUUAUAUCGAUAAAAGAAGAUAUAAACAAUAUAAAGCUAAUAUUGAAAAAGAAUAUGAGAUAAGAAGAAUGGAAAGUAACGAGUUUUUGAAAGGAAUAAAAGAUAUUGCGAAAAAAUCAAGAAAAAAUGGGGAGGAUUUUAAACAGCAGAAAAUUUUAGAAUUUAAUUCUAUGAUGGGGAAUGAUAAUAAAUAA